This is a messenger RNA of Scheffersomyces coipomensis, 2418 nucleotides long. RefSeq lists its product as uncharacterized. The transcript has a single exon. Bases 1 to 2418 code for a protein of 805 amino acids. The record is from RefSeq and is a predicted model, not a curated record. NCBI's taxonomy places the organism in Eukaryota, Fungi, Ascomycota, Pichiomycetes, Serinales, Debaryomycetaceae.
AUGGUACGACAUCAUCCAUUCCAAUCUAUCAUUUUCAAUCCCCAUAUCAGACUUUUGGCAACUGCAGCUCCUCAACCAAACCAUAUCUUGAAUGAUUUAACAGAGGAAAGUAACGAUGGAUAUAAUGUUAGGAUACGGACUCUGCCAUUUUCAAGAUUAAAUAAUAUCAGUAAUCGUCUGGAUGUUAUGAAGGACGUUGAUUAUACCGCAUAUCCACUAGAUACUUAUCCAAAUCCAUUAUUCAAAAUGAGUAAAGAUGAGAUUGUAGGUCUUGCAGACGAAGACUUCGCCCAUUUAUCAAAGAUUAAGUAUAGAGUAAUUGGUGAAGUUGAUCAGUUCUGUUUAAAUAUCAUCGAAAUCAUUGAAGAGAAUAUCUUAGAAAAGCCUAGAAUGAUCCGAAACUUAGCUGUUAGUUUGAAUCUAAUUCAAAGUGAGAUUCCAGUUAACGAUGUGACAUUACUUCAGGAUAUGAUACUUGAAAAUGCUAGAUCAAGAUUAGCUGACAACAAACUACAAUCUUCAAUUUUUGAAUAUAUACUUGAUCCAACAAAAUCUGCAACAGUUGCUUCAAUUAAAGCAAAUAUAGCUUCCAUUAUAAGUCUACAGAAAACAACUUCAAAAGAUAGAGGAAUUGUUUUAUUGAACUAUUUAAAAUGCCUUGCAUCCACUGGAGUCAUUAACAACAGUCCAAUCUUGAUAUCUACCAAGCGAUAUGCUCAAAUUAUACGAUGUGUUUCACCAUCAAAAUUCAUGGAAUUGUAUCUGUAUUUUUUCCAUGUUAAUAUACAAUCGGAAGAUCUCACUGUGAUAGAACGUUUAAAAAGAACAUUAGUGUCUGGAACUGAAAUUGAAAAGUUUGUAGCGAGAUCAGGUUGGAUGAAUCCUAAGUUUCAUAAUAUAUCAACAUAUGAAUUCGAAGAAGAUUACAAACAAAAAAUGAUCCAGUUUUUCACAAUCAAAGAUCUACAUGUCUUCGCUUCCAGUGCAAUUAUGAGGAAUGAUGUUGUCAAUGCCACUUUGUAUUUAAAUUUAUUGGUAUCCAAGUUUGAAACGAAAUGCAAUGAUUAUACCAAAUCUUCUUAUUACAGAACAGGUGAUUCUAAUGUAUCCGAUGAUAUUCAAGUUGUUUUGAAAGUCACCUUAGAUUACUUAAUGACAUUCAAAGAUGUCAAAACAUGUCUAAUAGUAUUGAAGUAUUUGAUCAAGAACGAUUUAAAGGUUGAAUUGCCUACCUUAGUGGCUAUUAUGAAGAAUUUAAGAUUACAUGGCCGUUUUGAAGAUGCAAUAUUAAUCAUGAAUAAUAUUGAAUUAGAUACACUUACUACUGCACAAACGUCUGAAUUGGUCGAUGAACUGUUAUUAUUGAUUAAAGGGAGAUUUCCACAAUCUCCUAAAGUCUUCCUUGGUUAUGUCGCUUCCUUUUGUGAAGGUAGAACAACUACAGAUAAAGACAAUGUAUUACAUUUCUUAAAUGAUUUGAAAUUAUUGAAUUUCGUCUACGGGGACGGAGAACUAGGCAGACUUAUCAACUUUGAUAGUAUCCAAAAGGCAAGCGUUGAUGAUAGAUUAAAAGGCUUCCAAAUCUCUGCAAAAUCUUUGGCUCAUAUUUAUGAUUGUAUUUUAAGUUCCUUGAGACGUGAAAAGAUAACUCCACAGCUUAUUGUUGAGUUGUUUCAGAGUUAUAUGGCAGCCAUUAAAGAGAUUCCGGACUCAAGCGAAGAGCUGAAUUCGAACAAGGUUCAUAUUGAAAACAAUGAUGAUCAAGUUAUAUACCACCUCAUAUCAUAUCUACUUCGUAACAUUCCUCAUGAGAAAUCUCCGUCUAAUUUAAUUAAAUCAAAUCAUAAUUUUACUACUGCCAAGCACAUUUUUCAAACAUUUUCUGAACAUAGUGAAGUAUCAGGAAAUAAAAUGAGUACGAGACUCAUUGAAAUGUUAGUUUAUUCAUCAUUAAUGAUUCAUGAUGAUUAUAAAUUUGCAGCUGAAGUAGUUCGCUUCUCAAGGACAAAUCGCGUACCGUUCACAUUUAAUCAAAUCUUCCCCUUCAUUAACUUCCAUUAUAGACGACAAGAGUUUGAUCGAGCUAAGAUUUGGUAUGAUCAAAUCAUUCAUUCAGGGAUUAGAUCUAACACCAUGGAAUCUAAAGAACUUUGGAGAAUUGCCCGUGAAGUAGGCUGGGAAACUACAGGUUUCACCUAUAGAAAAUGGAUUAUUAAGAAAAACCAUAAAGCGAGAGAAGAAUUGGCUAGGAUCAGAACUGAUCCAUUAAUAUUAUUUGGAGAACAAGAGACAGAAGAAAGGGUUACUGAAGAAUUAAUUAAUGGAGACUUCAACCCUCAUGAGAAUCAUCACAUGCAAGUUGAUGAUGGUAAUUUCAAUGCUGAAUUGGCUUCAUUGUUAUAUCAAAUCAAGCAAUAA